AUGCCAACCUGCAAUGAAACCAACAUCAGUCCUGCAACAUUCAUCCUGGCAGGCAUCCCAGGGCUGGAAGCUGAUGGCCCCUGGAUCUCCAUCCCUUUCUGUUCCAUGUACCUCAUUGCAAUUCUAGGAAACAGUCUGAUUCUGUUUGUGAUCAAGACACAGCAGAAUCUCCAUCAGCCCAUGUACUUGUUCCUUUCUAUGUUGUCUGUCACCGACCUUGGCUUAUCUGUUUCCACCUUGCCAACAAUGCUCAGCGUCUUCCUGUUUAAUACCAGAGAAAUUGGCAUUGAUGUCUGUCUGACCCAAAUUUUCUUUAUUCACACUUUCCUCCUCAUGGAAUCUUCUGUACUAGUAGCCAUGGCAUUUGACCGCUUUGUUGCAAUACACCACCCGCUAAGAUAUGCUUCGACUUUAACCAGUGCAAGGAUAGGAAUCAUAGGGCUGGCGAUAAUAAUCAGGGGUAGUGGUUUGAAUAUUCCAGCUGUCAUUCUUCUCAAGAGGUGGCCUUACAGCAAGAUCCAACCUCUCUCUUAUUCAUAUUGUUUGCAUGCAGAUGUGAUGAAGAUGGCCUGCGCAGACACUACACCCAGCAGCUUCUAUGGUUUGUUUAUUCUCUUUUCUUCUCUGGGAUUAGACUCAGUGCUCAUUGUCUUGUCUUACAUCAUGAUCCUUCAGACUGUACUGAGUAUCACGUCCUGGCAAGAGCGUGUCAAGGCUCUGAACACCUGUGUCUCCCACGUCUGUGUCACCCUGCUUUUCUACAUCCCACUGAUCAGUUUGUCUAUGAUUCAAAGGCUCAAGAAAAAGGCUUUUCCUCAGAGUCAAAUUCUUCUGUCUUAUCUCCACCUCCUCUUCCCCCCGGUGCUCAAUCCCAUUGUAUACAGCAUAAAAACCAAAGAGAUUCGUAAAUGGAUCAAGAAGAUCUUUCAAAACUAUUUCACUAACAGACUGCAAUGGGGGCACUGA
Dermochelys coriacea (leatherback sea turtle) is the source of this 966-nucleotide messenger RNA. Its product is annotated as olfactory receptor 51G2-like. Gene Ontology annotation, biological process: G protein-coupled receptor signaling pathway. Gene Ontology annotation, molecular function: G protein-coupled receptor activity; olfactory receptor activity. Bases 1 to 966 code for a protein of 321 amino acids. The transcript has a single exon. NCBI's taxonomy places the organism in Eukaryota, Metazoa, Chordata, Testudines, Dermochelyidae. Gene Ontology annotation, cellular component: membrane. The record is from RefSeq and is a predicted model, not a curated record.